Molecule: messenger RNA, 1353 nt
Organism: Gaeumannomyces tritici R3-111a-1
Lineage: Eukaryota; Fungi; Ascomycota; Sordariomycetes; Magnaporthales; Magnaporthaceae
Exons: 4
Coding region: 190-1176 (328 amino acids)
Source: RefSeq, a predicted model, not a curated record
GAUUCCAACAUGCGCAAGAGGCACCCGGAGCCGAGAGGGCGCGCGUGGAAAAACGUGGGUCCUAAACAUAAAAGAGUUGUAAUGCGACGUCGGCGGGCGUAUAUGUAACCCUACUCGGCCGCUCUUGGCUUGGAGGAUAGUCCUGUCACACCACCAACCCCUAGCCGCAUCACUCCUACAUCCGUCAACAUGAGGCUCACUGUAGCGCUGCUCACUGCCCUCUCGGCCUUGGCUGCAGCCGCGCCCAGCGUGCUGAAGGAGCGACAGUCGACUUAUACCGACUACCUCUUCGUCUACUUCACCGGCGAAGGCACCUCCAAUGGCGAGCAGAUCUACAUGUCCGUGUCCAACAACAACAACCCGGGCUCGUGGACCAACGUCGACGGCGGCCAGCCCGUGCUGACGUCCAACGUCGGCACUCGCGGCGUCCGCGACCCGUCCCUGAUCCGCAGCCAGGACGGGUCCAAGUACUGGAUCGUGGCCACGGACCUCAAGGUCAACGGCCUCGGCUGGGCCGGCAACAACUUCACCGAGAGCGGGUCCAAGGGCCUCGUCGUCUGGGAGUCGACCAACCUCAAGACCUGGACCUCUUCCGCCCUCCGCAUCGUCAGCCCCAGCAACGCCGGCAUGACCUGGGCGCCCGACGCCAUCUGGGACCCGGCGACGUCGCGGUACCUCGUCUUCUGGACAUGCAACCUCAAGGGCGACGGCUGGUACAUCAUGGGGUCGUACACGACCGACUUCAAGACCUUCACGCCGGCGCACAAGUUCCUGCGCGGCGCCGGCAUGGACACCACCAUCGCCACGGACAAGUCGACCAACACCUUCUACCGCGUCUCCAAGAACGGGCCCGGCCAGCUGAUCGAGCAGGCGCGCGCCACCAGCCUCAACGGGCCCUGGUCCGUGGUCGCGCAGCGCAUCGGGCAGGGCCUGCCGGCGGGCGAGGGCCCGCUCGUGUUCCAGGACAACCAGAACCCCAAAAAGUGGCACAUGUUCAUCGACGACUACACGCGUGGCGCCGGGUACAAGCCCUUUGAGACGACCAACAUCACCGGCGGCCAGUGGACGCCGUCGACGGGCAUCAACCUGGGUAACCGCUACCGCCACGGAUACGUCGUGCCCAUCACCGCGGCCGAGCGUUCGUGCAUCACGGGCGGCGCCUGCAACCGCGCCUGAGUGUCCCGAGACGGAGGAUGACGAGUGGUAUUGACGGCGGUGACCGCAAGUCGAUGUGGGGGGGGUAGGGCUGGGCGAGGUGCAUAUGUAUGUGGAUGUUAUCAGCGGGGUUGGAGGGGCACGGCAAGACCAGCUAGAUAUAUGCAUUAAGGAUUAUCGAACAUUGAGACUCCGCAG